Molecule: messenger RNA, 1078 nt
Organism: Hemiscyllium ocellatum (epaulette shark)
Lineage: Eukaryota; Metazoa; Chordata; Chondrichthyes; Orectolobiformes; Hemiscylliidae
Product: complement C1q tumor necrosis factor-related protein 3-like
Exons: 7
Coding region: 1-999 (332 amino acids)
Molecular function (GO): protein binding
Source: RefSeq, a predicted model, not a curated record
AUGACAGUGGUGCUCGGCGAACUGUUCGCUAAGUUUACGUUCGGUGUCUAUGAUGUAGAGAAGACCACAUCGGGAGCACUGUUUGUAGCAAACAAGGUUGGAAGAGAGGCAGGUCAGGAAGAAUACUCGGAGGUGAGCGUGAAAGAUAUUGCAAACUUGACAAAAGUUGUUGAAAACCAUGAAGGUUCCAGGUAUUUAAAGAGCGAACAGACUGAAGCUGCAAACCAUACAGGUGGGGUAAAUUUGAAAUCAGCUGCAGCUGACAAGACAGGAAAAGUACAAAUAAAGCUGAAAAGAAACAAAUUUGAAACUAAGGUGAUAGAACAGCCAACUUCUAAGGAACAACAUGAGAUUGUGGAUAGGCCUACUCAUUUCGAAUGUAAUCGUUGUUGUUACCGAGCAGAGCCUGGUCCCCGUGGAUGGCCUGGUCCUCCUGGCCCAGCUGGUAUUCCGGGAAACCAUGGAAAUAAUGGAAAUAAUGGGCUACCAGGACAUGAAGGCGAUAAAGGUGAGCAAGGCCGUAAAGGCGACAUGGGACCCCGAGGAGAACGUGGAAUUCAAGGCAUUAAAGGAGAAAAGGGACAAGCAGGCAUCCCAUCAGAACUCAAAGUUGCUUUCAUGGCUUCUAUGGCAACUCAUUUCACAAACCAGAACAGUGGCAUUAUCUUCAGCAGUGUGGAGACCAAUGUUGGAAGUUAUUUUGAUGUUAUGACUGGAAGAUUCACUGCACCUAUAAAAGGUGUUUAUUUCUUUAUUUUUAACAUGAUGAAACAUGAAGAUGUGGAAGAAACAUCUGUCUACCUAAUGCACAAUGGAAAUGCUAUCAUAAGCAUGUACAGUUCUGAAUCCAAGGGAAAACAUGAUACUUCAGGAAACAGUGGAGUGCUUAAGCUUGAAACAGGAGAUGAAGUUUGGCUGCGGAUGGGAAAUGGAGCAUUGCAUGGUGACCAUCAAAGAUAUUGUACAUUUUCUGGCUUCCUCCUUUUUGAGGGUAGCUAAAAGCCUCCAUUAUUAAUGUAGCUCAGCAAUAAUAUUCAAUGUAGAAUUGUGAAAAUGUAAUUAAACAAUCUGAUCUAAA